Lipotes vexillifer (Yangtze River dolphin) is the source of this 1755-nucleotide messenger RNA. RefSeq names its product leukocyte immunoglobulin-like receptor subfamily A member 6. The transcript has 12 exons. Bases 28 to 1755 code for a protein of 575 amino acids. Lineage: Eukaryota; Metazoa; Chordata; Mammalia; Artiodactyla; Lipotidae. Gene Ontology annotation, biological process: cytokine-mediated signaling pathway; immune response-regulating signaling pathway. Gene Ontology annotation, cellular component: plasma membrane. Gene Ontology annotation, molecular function: inhibitory MHC class I receptor activity. The record is from RefSeq and is a predicted model, not a curated record.
CCGCCUGGACCACAGGGACGAGACGCCAUGACCCCCAGCCUCACGGCCCUGCUCUGCCUCGGGCUGAGUGUGGGCCUGAGGACCCAGGUGCAGGCAGGGACCCUCCCCAAACCCACCAUCUGGGCUGAGCCACGCUCUGUGAUCCCCUGGAGGAGCCCCGUGACCAUCUAUUGUCAGGGGACCUUGGGGGUCCAGAAUUUCCAACUGUAUGCAUGGCAAGCCACAAAGCUCUGGAACCAAGAGCUCCCACUGGAGCCCGGGGACAAGGGCAAGUUCUCCAUCUCACACAUGACACAGUCCUACGCAGGGAGAUAUCACUGUUACUAUCGCAGCCCCACUGGCUGGUCAGAGCACAGUGACCCCCUGGAACUGGUGGUGACAGGGGCCCACGGGAAACCCACCCUCUCAGCCCUGCCGAGCCCUGUGGUGACCUCGGGAGGGACCGUGACCCUCCAGUGUGGCUCAUGGGAGGGACUGGACCGGUUCAUUCUGACUAAGGAAGGAGAACCCAAGUCCUCCUGGACCCUGGAUGCACAGCGAGGCCCCCAGGGGCAGACCCAGGCCCUGCUCCCCGUGGGUCGCGUGACCCCCAGCCACAGGUGGAUGUUCAGAUGCCACGGCUUUUACAGGGACACCCCCCAGGUGUGGUCGGCCCCCAGCGACCCCCUGGAGCUCCUGGUCCCAGGUGUGUCUGGGAAGCCCUCCCUCCUGACCCCGCAGGGCCCUGUCGUGGCCUCUGGACAGAGCCUGACCCUCCAGUGUCGCUCUGACGUCGGCUAUGACAGAUUCGCUCUGUCCCAGGACGGGGGACAGGCCCUCCCCCAGCGCCCUGGCCGGCAGCCGCAGCCUGGGCUCUCUCAGGCCGACUUCCCCCUGCGCCCGGUGACCAACACCCACGCGGGCCGGUACAGAUGCUACGGUGGACACAACCUCUCCUCCGAGUGGUCGGCCCCCAGUGACCCCCUGGACAUCCUGGUGGCAGGGUGGCUCCCUGACACGCCCUCCCUCUCGGUGCAGCCGGGCCCCGUGGUGGCCUCAGGAGAGAACGUGACCCUGCUGUGUCAGUCACUGAGCACAAGGGAUACUUUCCUUCUGUCCAAGGAGGGGGCAGCCCAGCCCCCACUGCGUCUUAGAUCAAAGUACCGAGGUGGGCAUUACCAGGCCGAAUUCUCCAUGGGUCCCGUGACCUCAGCCCACAAUGGGACCUACAGGUGCUACAGCUCACUCAGCAGUAACCCCUACCUGCUGUCACACGCCAGUGCCCCCCUGGAGCUCGCGGUCUCAGGACCCUCUGGGGGCCCCAGCCCCCCACCGACAGGCCGCAGUUCAACCCCAGGUCUCAAAUGGUACCUGAACGUCCUGAUCGGGGUCUCGGUGGCCUUCGUCCUGCUGCCCCUCGUCCUCCUCGUCCUACAACGGGUUCAGAGCAGACGCAGGAAGUCGGCCCAGGGCGAGGCUGAUUUCCACCCUCCCGCAGGGGCUGCGGACCCAGAGCCCAAGGACACAGGCCUGCAGAGCAGCUCCUGCCCAGCCGCCGCCGCCCAGGACCAGGCCCUCUAUGCUGCCGUGAAGGACCCACAGCCUGAGGACGGGGUGCAGCUGGACCAUCCGGCCGCCGCAUCUGAAGCCCCCCAGGAUGUGACCUAUGCCCAGCUGAACCACUCGACCUUCAGACGGGUGACUGCACCCCCUGCCCCCCAGUCAGGGGAGCCCCCAGAAGAGCCCAGCGUGUAUGCUGCUCUCGCCGUCCGCUAG